AUAUAAGUCACUGCAACAUCACCCUCAAGCAGUAACUCAAGUCCAACCACGGUGAAGAGAAGACACCCCUGAGACUAGCAGGAGAAAAAGACCAGACAAUUAUCGCCACGUGGAUCAAGGCUAAGGUCUAGUGUGGUGGUAUAUGAUCAUCCAGAGUGCAUGAAGAUUUGAAGCUCAGUAACGGUGCAGAUAAUUUCAAGGUCUUUCUGUUGUAUCGAAGAUGUCAGGCUCGUACGAGGAAUCUAGUGGAUUAGAGGAAACGACUGAUAGUUUCUGGGAGGUUGGGAAUUACAAGCGCUCGGUGAAGCGUAUUGAUGAUGGACAUAGACUGUGCAAUGAUCUUAUGAACUGUGUCAAUGAACGAGCGAAGAUUGAGAAAUCAUACUCCCAGCAGCUGACUGACUGGUCUAAAAGAUGGAAGCAGCUCAUUGACAAAGGUCCACAAUAUGGCACUCUGGAGAGAGCCUGGAUGGCUCUGAUGACUGAAGCAGAUAAAGUAAGUGAGCUCCAUCUGGAGGUGAGAAAUGCACUGGCCGGUGAUGAUUUCGAAAAAGUCAAGAACUGGCAGAAAGAUUCUUUCCACAAACAGAUGAUUGGAGGCUUCAAAGAAACCAAAGAAGCAGAGGAUGGAUUCCGAAAAGCGCAGAAACCCUGGGCUAAAAAGCUGAAAGAGGUGGAGGCAGCUAAAAAGAGUUAUCACCUGGCCUGUAAAGAGGAAAAGAUGGCAGCUACAAGGGAGGCAAACAGUAAGGCAGAGCAGUCUGUCACUCCUGAACAACAGAAGAAACUACUAGACAAGGUGGAAAAAUGUAAACAAGAAGUACAGAAGACAAAAGAGAAGUACGAAAAAGCCUUGGAUGACUUGAGCAAAUGUACGCCGCAGUACAUGGAGAAUAUGGAACAAGUGUUUGAACAGUGUCAGCAGUUUGAGGAGAAACGACUGGUUUUCUUCAGGGAAGUACUUCAGGACAUCAAACGACACCUAAACCUCACCGAAAACAACAGCUAUGCCAACAUUUACCGAGAGUUGGAGCAGGUAAUCAGGACUGCAGAUACACAGGACGACCUCAAAUGGUUCAGUAGUACACACGGUCCUGGAAUGCCAAUGAACUGGCCUCAGUUUGAGGAAUAUUCUCAAGAUGUGACUCAUACAGUUGCUAAAAGAGAGAAAGUAAAAAAGGUUAAUGAAGGUAUAACAAAUGUCUCACCAGGAGGAGAGCAGGCGACACAGGCUGUGGACAGGGGCAGUGAUAAUAUCUGCCAGAGUAAUGACAGAAGUUGCAGUUAUAACCCUUUUGAUGAAGAUGAAGCCAACCAGGAGGUGGAGGAGGACCGGAAAGAGGAAAAGAAAAAUGUGAGUAGCUAUGAGAAGAACCAAGCUUACUCUGCUGAAUGGUCUGAUGAUGAAACAAAUAACCCCACCACAAAUGAUGCUAAUGGGGGAACCAAUCCAUUUGAUGAGGAAGCAUCUCCUGCCCAUGGACAAGGCGUGCGAGUGCGUGCACUGUAUGAUUAUGAAGGUCAAGAGCAGGAUGAACUGAGCUUCAAAGCAGGUGAUUUCUUAACAAAGAUCGAAGAUGAGGAUGAGCAGGGCUGGUGCAAAGGACGCCUGGAGAAUGGACAGCUGGGUUUAUAUCCAGCCAAUUAUGUCGAGGUCAUCUGAUAGCACAUUGUACUUGCUGAGCUAGUUGCUGCUGCUGUAUAUAUGUGUUCUAGAUAAUGCAGUUUUUGUGAUUUGACAAACUUCAUUUUGUACUUUUUGUUCGUAGAGUAGUGCCCUGUUAUCAUUUGUGCAAAUCAUGCUUUCAUCUGUGGGCUUAAAAGACUGUAUCCUUUAAUGGUCGAUGUAAGAAUAUCUAUUUAAGAAGAAACCUAUUUAACUUAAAGUGAGCUCUUUUCGGUUCUUGCAGUGGCACCCCAUUUGUUAUCCCUGUUUGUUUUUAAUCAGGAAGCCUCAUCUUAAGCCCAAAUUUCCAUCCUCACCUUGAUCAAUCUUACACACACACACUAUUUAUUUCACUUGGAUUCAUGUUUUUGAUUUUUCUAUUGUCAGUCCCUUAAUUGUGCAUAAUCAAUAAAUCAGUCUCAUCCACACACAUGCACAUACGCGCACCCACACACGCGCGCGCACACGCACCAACUACUUUAGACAUUGGUACUUUGCGUUUAUUUGUUGAUCUUUGUGAGAUUUUUUUGACAAAACUCUUUGACUGUUGCAAUUUCAAUUGAUGGCCAUUCAUGGGAAUGUCUCUGUCCUGUUCCUUGCACCCAAUAAUUCUCAUUGAUCCAAUGAAAAUGACUGUGUUUACCUCAUUGAGCAGUGAUUUGUCCGAUAGGAUCCCAAAGAUUUUUGCUGCUUCAUUAGAGAGUGUAACAUUGGUUGUUAAGGUAUUUGAUCUUGAAUCUACUGGUUGGUAUUAAAGGACCCAAUCACUUGUGCACCUGUUUAUUUGCAGCACUUGGGUAGUUAAAGUAAAUGAAAUUCCGAUUAUCAAAUUGAUAAAACUGUAAUGAUACAACUGGCUAUAUAUGUGUUAAAAGGAAAAAUAAUCAAUGUAGAAACACUCUGAUUCUAAAGUAGGCUGAUUUAGUGUGGUGUAAUUAUGUUGUCUAUCAUUGACCACUAUUUUAAUUGUCAGUGCAUUAAUUCUGCUGCAAUGGAUGAAAUGUUAAUCUAAAUGUUGAAGUAAUUAUCUUUUUUAAAAAAAGAUAGCCAUUAUCUUGUUAGGAAUUGUGGCGAAUGAAUUGGGUAUUGCUAUUAACUGAAUUUCCUUUGCUUCUGUGCAUUGCAAUGUUGGGGACACUUUUAAAAAUAUAUUUAGUGUAGUAAAUCUAGUGAAGAGUAUCACUGUUAUGCCUACAGGUCUGGGUGUCUAGUUCAAUGAAACUCAAGCUGAAAAGUAACCGCCACUGAAAGGAAAGGCUUGAAGAUGAGUCUUUGUGAUCUCAAUGUCCAAGUCCCAAAGUAAAAUUGAUGGAUCAGUGAGGGUUUUACUGCACUUGUUGGCUUCUGUCACCAGAGGGCUCAAAUAUCUAAGUAAAAGCAAGCACAAAUACAAAAGGUAAAAUAUGGUUGAGGCUUGAAAUCUGAGCUUAAAAACAGGAAAUACUUAGCAAUCUAGCUGCAUAAUUUCAGUGAGAAACAAAAUUCAUUUUUCAGUUGUGCUACAGAACUAUUGAAAAUACAAACUCGGACCUUCUCGUGUUUUCAGCCUUCGUUGUACUGAGUAAACAUCUAACCCUUUAUUGACGGCGUCGUUGUCACAAUUCUAGAAUGGCUAUCAUUUUCGACAUCUCCAGUGACCUUUACACAAACUUCCUGAAGCGAUCACAUCUUUUUUUGGAAAAUGUAAUAUAUUUUAAAACGAAAACACUGCGACCUAAGGAAUUAAUGCAGUCCUAGCCCAAAGUACUGACGUAGUGAAUUAAAGCAAGCUAAAUCUAAGUAUUAAUGUUUGAGAAUUGUUUCUAUAUCUAAGUCCUUUCUUUCCUUUUUCCCCACUUCUCCUCAUUUAUAUCAAAAGUCUGUUUGUAUUUUUUUCUCUGCAAUUCUUUUUCUUAAGGUAUUGGACUCGACCUUUCUAAUGGACAGGUUUUCAGUCCCAUGCUUUGCCUCUCACCUUGUAGACAUUAAAACAAAUGUUAUGUAAGUCUUUUAUGGUUGAGGUUGAAUUAUCUCACUGUAUAUUAGGUUAAUAAUUUAGUAUAGUCAAUAUGGUGAAGAAAAAAAUCAUGGUGAAUGUCAAAACCCAGCUUUUUCCAAAUGAGGCAACAAGGAUAAGUGUAUAUGUUUCUCUCUCUUUUUCUGUGUAUUUUAUAUAGACAAGAAUUAAGGACUGGACAUUCGUAUAAAAUGAUGGCAUCUCAUUUUGGAGCAAACUUGCACAAGCAUGCUGACUCCAAUUGCUGCAGUUAAAGUUUCCCCCCCCCCCACUCCAGUUCCUAGCAAUUUCAUGAAAGAUUGAAUUGAAUUUUAACAGCUAUUCAAUGAAACCAUGUUCAGUGGAAGUUCUAAUUUUAUUAAACCUCUAACUUUGUCUACUAAAGAUGGAUAAAAUGAAAGGGAUGUUGCUCUUUAAUCGAUGACUUAGAGUUUUUUAAACAUUCCCUUGCCACUUGACUCCAGUCAGAAAGUAAGUGUGUGUGGGAAAUGUGACAAUUUUAUUAGGACAGAGACCCAGAUGUCAGUGGCUGAUCCCAGUACUUAUCGCCAACUCAGCAGCUUAUUUACAUGUAAGAUUUGUUCUUUAAUAGAGUCCAAUAUUUGUAUCCUUAAUUUACAGCAGUGAUGAGGUUUCACGAUUUCACUUUUUAAGCUAGGAAAUAAAGGAAGGAAAAUUUAAUGAACUUCACUUAAUGUGUGAGAGAUCCAUUUUGAUUUACCAGUUCAACUCCCUACACAAUCCCACGAAUUGUCAGACUCCGAGUUUGUGUCAUACUUUACCUCAUUGUCUCAUUUUAUUUUUUAUUCUGUUUUGGUCACUUGCUCCCAGUUUUCUCAGCCAAAGUUAGUGCCAAAACACUUUCCCAUUUUGAGUGUUUAUAUGUAUGUAGGCAAGCUUGUUUAAAAGUUUGUUUCUUUCCUGAAUUUAUUCACACAUGCUGUCACUCAUUCUCCAACUUAUUCAUUCCCUAAUUAAAUUCAAAUCUUCACUGGCUUUCUGCACAGAGACACAUUGUCUGUUCCACAUGUAAUCCAUGAGUGCUUUUUUAUAGGAGUGACGCAGCAAGUUCACACCCGAUUUUGGGGAUCAUGAGUGUGUUAUACUGCACGUCGGAAGCACAAUUGGAUGGACAAUUUCCAAAUGCAACAUAUGAUCAUGUUGUCAAACUUAAUUAUGUAUCAUUCACACACCUUUUAAUGGAUGAAUUGUGAAAUUUCUGUAUGUGAGCAAACAAGUUGCUUCCCCACCAUUCGUAGCUAUUUGUUCAAUGUAAUAUAAGAGCUAUCUAUUUGUUUGGCCUGGGACUGUAUACAUGUCUAAUUUUGAGACCAGUGAAUCCAGUGCUCUUGUAGUUAGAUUGUGAUGUCUAAUUAACAGUUAAGUAGCUAUUUUGUGACCUGUCUGAAUGUGCCCAUGAAAACUAUUGUUCUUCGAAAUACUGUUGCUAUUGGAGUGAGUUGUCAAUCAGCGGCUAUUGGACGUUCAGGGUGAUUGGGAGGGAGGUGAGAUCCCAUAUGAAGCAUUAGAUUGUCGAAUCGUCUGGUGCUCACUGAUUGCGUGUAGUAAAUACCCGCUUGCAUUACACUUCUAACAGUGCAGCUAUUUAAUCUGCUUAAAAAUCUGAAUUAUCCAGCAAUUAAGCAUUGUAAAUACCGUAGCAAUAUGAAAUUAUAGAACUUUAACAAAUCGAAAGAUAUUUCAAGUUUCAGACUUUGAAUUGAGAAAGUGACUGUGUUGGCAGAUAGUAUUUUACAAAAGGAAUCAAUUUAGUAACCCUAAAACCUCCUUUUGGUUCUAAACCUUUCUCUGAGGUUUUAAAAUAUGCUAAAACGUGAGUAUUUUUCUUUGCCACAUUACACAACAGACAUACUGAUUUUUUUUAGGUUUUAUUUUAAAAAUUCCAUGCCAUGAAUUUGAGUAGAUCUUGGUUCUUGUUUCUUGUUCUUGGAUGUGCCAGGCUUAUGAUAUCUACUGUGAAUUCCCCAUUGCUCACUAAUCUGGAAAAACUAACUCCUGAGCAGAUCGACCUAAAUGUUUGUUCUGUUAUAAAUGUCUAGAUUGCUAAUUGGAUGGUCAACUCUAGUCUUCACUAAGAGGAGAACAAGUACCAAUUUGACCAACUGCAAACUUUUCAUUAGUUGUUUCUGAGUGGGCUUGUGUGAAGCUGAAAUGGUAUGAGACUAUGCCUUGAAGGUAAUAACCUUCUUGGAUGAAUACACUCUGAGUAACUUCACACCCAAUCCCUAUGAUAUAGUGUAGCUGAUUUCAAGAAUGUUAAUACGUUGUUACUACUUCCUGAAUAUAACUGUCAUGCGGGCUUAGGUAUAAGAACCCAAGUUAAAUAGAUUUCAGAUUUUUAAUGGUUUGUAACUUCUAUAGCUGGAGUUGACUCAAGGAGGUUCUGCACUAUUGAAAUUUUCAUUCUCUACUUUGCCCUGUUUAAAGCAAAGUUGCAGCUGGUUUAAAAAAAUGUAUAUUUAGCAGAGUAUUUUGUAAGCAAAAAUCUAUAAAGAAAAUGUAAUAUUAAAAGGAUACUAACCCUUGCAAAAGUGUAAGUGCAGCUCAAAUUAAGAAAUGUGAUACCUUUACAAAUCUCAGCAACCAUGUAUGCAACAUUUGGAAUUUCUGAGUGUUUAUAUUAGAAUGAAUGUUCUAUGCAGGGGUACCUUGCCCCCUAUCUUUACCAGUUGACAAUUGGGUUGCCACCAUUUGCCACAUUCAAUAUCAGAUAAUAACUCGUUACGAGGUUUACUUCAUUAAGACUGAUUUAAUGCCUGUGCAUUCUUUGCAAGACCAAGUAAAGGGUGAUAAUGGGAGUUUAUUUUAAAAUCCAGGUUUCUGUCUAUUUUAAGAAUUAUCUUAACAGCUAUGGAAACAGGUUGAUAGCGACACCAUUAGUGAUCUGGGAUACAUUCCAAUAUCUGCUACUGGCCAUUCUGCUUAAUGCGCAGUCUGUGCGCGAUGCAAGUUAUUUAUUAAAUGGAAAAGGCAGUAUCAGUGCUUAAUUCAUGAAGUCAAUUUGUAUGUCAAUGUAGUGACAUGUGGCAGUGCAACAUUCAGUUAGAUGUAUUGAUAUACCAUUCUGCAAAUUCAAUUCCAAAUACAUGUAUAAAAGUUGCAUAUGAUGCUGUUGUAUAAUCAGUGUAUAUGACUCUGUAAUUUAACUAGUAUCUUGUGAUUGUACUAUGUGCAUAAGUUUGAAUUGAAUUUCCUCUGUACGUUCACUGUUGUGAAGUGAAUGCUCCCUUCCUUUAAAGCCUGUGUUUACAUGCUUUAGCUGGAAGUUGAUACUACUGAUGUAGUGCCUGUUUGAACAAUACCUGCUGUUAAUGUGAACUGUGAUUGAGCCAUAUUCGUAUGUGAUAUGGAGACUGUUCCAGUUUUUUGUUUGCAUAGGAUUCUGGGAGUGCCACUGGGUCCUGCCUCAGUACCACAUGUGUCACAUUGACAUUACAGUAGUGGAAUAGAGUGCUUACCGAGCCAGUGGAAAGAACAAUCAAAUAUUAAGCUGAGUUAUGAAGUGACUUAUAAAUCUCUUUAAGACAGCAGUUUUGUUGAGUUGUCAUUUUUGAAUGUUCCAGAAUCUGAAAAUUAUUUCAAAAUAAAAUAUACCUGUACCAAAUGGCAUCGAUCAAAGCUGGAGGAAGGCUGAGAAAGUAUCUACUUAAUGUUCAAGACGCUUCUAUUUAUAUUUAGACUGCCAAAUACACUAUCUUUCACUGCAGGAAUUGUGUGGUCCACUCCCUGACUGUGAGUGGUACUGUCUUUGCUAGCAAGUGCUAAUUGCCGUAAAAAUGCUGGUGUACAGGCCACAUCUAAUGUGUGUCAUCUUUGUAUCUCCAUGUAUUGCAGCAAUUUGUAUUCUCUUAUGAUAACUACACUCGAUCCUAACAACAGCAACCAUUCAUUAUGUUCAACGGUCUUCCAGGAUACAUUAAAAGAAAUGCACUUCAACAUUCACAGUGCAUUGUGUGGUUAAUUUAGCUCCCAGUUUCAUAAUUUUAAAAAAUUCAUUGAGCAAUUUAUGGACUUCUAAAAAUAACUUCUUGAAUAGUGAUUCUAUUCUUAGGCUAUUGCCUGAUGUAGAUGCCUUUCACUGUUUGAGGGUAAACUUUGCCCUCUUCCUCUGCCCCCACCCAGCACACCCACAAAAAUGGUGAUUCUUCUCGAACUUGUCUUUGGUUGAAUUCUACAAAUUACCGAAAUCAAUAAUGAUGAAUUCCAGAAUAUUGAAGAUUUGUAAUGGCGGAAUGGUUAGCAAGUCAUGUUAGGUAGACAGUGGAACAGCCAUGCCUGAGUGUUACAGUUUUGAUUACUUGUGGAUAACUUCCUUCUGUUGUCUGCUCCACUUUGGCAAGGAAAGUAGACAUCUUUAUUGAACAUACCUGCGGAUUUUUGUCAAUUACUCCGUUCAAAAGAAUAUCAAUAAAGAGAAUAUUUUAUGGA
Molecule: messenger RNA, 8111 nt
Organism: Hemiscyllium ocellatum (epaulette shark)
Lineage: Eukaryota; Metazoa; Chordata; Chondrichthyes; Orectolobiformes; Hemiscylliidae
Gene: pacsin1b
Product: protein kinase C and casein kinase substrate in neurons 1b
Exons: 11
Coding region: 221-1663 (480 amino acids)
Biological process (GO): cytoskeleton organization; neuron projection morphogenesis; plasma membrane tubulation
Cellular component (GO): plasma membrane; cytoplasm; endosome
Molecular function (GO): phospholipid binding; protein binding
Source: RefSeq, a predicted model, not a curated record